AUGUGUCGCUAUGCGUCUGGUAAUCCCGGCAGCGUGGCCAACAGCCAAGGCCGUAUUGUUCUUCCCACGAACCUGAAGCCCAUACACUAUGAUGUGACACUCGAGCCUGAUUUCGACAAGUUCACCUUUGAAGGCAGUGUUAUCAUCGACCUCGAUGUUGUGAAAGACAGCAAGACCAUCUCGCUCAAUACCGUCGACAUCAAGAUUCACUCUACGUCAGUACAUGCAGAUGGUGUUCUCGUCAACGACACCCCCACGUUGUCCUACGACAAGGACACACAGACAACAGUCAUUGAUCUGGGCAAGGAGCUGAAGGAGGGUCAGAAAGUGCAACUGAAACACACCUACACUGGAGAGCUCAAUGAUAACAUGGCCGGCUUCUACCGCUCCAAGAGGAAGGAUGGCAAGUAUCUGGCAGUCACACAAUUCGAGGCUACGGAUGCCAGACGGGCACUGCCUUGCUUCGACGAGCCUGCACUGAAGGCUGAGUUCACUGUUACGCUUGUCGCCGACGAGGGGAUGACCUGUCUUUCGAACAUGGACGAGGCUUCAACCACCACUGUAGACUCAAAGAUCACUGGUGCGAAGAGGAAGGCUGUCAAGUUCAAUCGAUCGCCGAAGAUGUCAACGUAUUUACUGGCAUUCAUCGUGGGCGAGCUCAAAUCUAUUUCGACUGACAAGUUCCGUCUGCCAAUCAAGGUCUGGAUGACACCAGAUCAAAAGGAAGAAGACGGUACUUUCUCACUCGAGGUCGCCGCCAAGACCCUGGCAUUCUACGAGAAGGCAUUCGAAGCACCAUAUCCAUUGCCAAAGAUGGACAUGGUUGCCAUCCCCGACUUCGCUGCGGGCGCCAUGGAGAAUUGGGGUCUCAUCACAUAUCGGGUUGUAGAUCUUCUCUUUGACCAGAAGACUUCCGGCGCUAGUACCCGGGAGAGGGUGGCUGAAGUCGUUCAGCAUGAGCUAGCACAUCAGUGGUUCGGUAACUUGGUCACCAUGGACUUUUGGGAUGGUCUGUGGCUCAACGAAGGCUUCGCCACCUGGAUGUCAUGGUACUCAUGCAACGAGUUCUACCCAGAAUGGAAGGUGUGGGAGACGUUCGUCAUCGACACACUGCAGGGCGCGCUCGGCCUCGAUGGUCUGCGAAGCUCGCAUCCAGUCGAAGUGCCUGUCCAUCGCGCUGAGGACAUCAACCAGAUCUUCGACAGUAUUUCGUACAGCAAAGGUUCUGCUAUUCUUCGAAUGAUCUCUAAGUACAUAGGGGAAGAGACCUUCAUCGACGGCGUUCGACGUUAUAUCAAAAAGCAUGCUUGGGGAAACACGCAGACCGGCGACCUGUGGGCUGCUCUGAGUGAAGCCAGCGGCAAAGAUAUCCCCAAAGUAAUGGACAUCUGGACCAAGAAGAUUGGCUAUCCUGUCAUCACCGUAUGGGAGAAUGCUUCAGAAGGCACAAUAACAGUCAAGCAGAAUCGAUUCCUGCGUACAGGAGACGUCAAGCCAGAAGAAGACGAGGUUCUCUAUCCUGUCAUUUUGGGUCUGAGGACCAAAGACGGCGUGGAUGAAGAGUUGAUUCUCACAGAACGCGAGCAGACCUUCAAGGUCAAGGGCGGACUCGACUUCUACAAGCUAAAUGCUGAUCAUUCUGCUCUGUUCCGCACGAACUAUUCACCAGAGCGACUGACGAAGCUCGGCGAGGCCGCUCAAGCGGGCAAAUUGACCACAGAAGACCGAGCUGGCAUGAUCGCCGAUGCCGGCGUGUUAGCUGCUUCUGGCUAUGGGAAGACAUCGGGCAUAUUGGCCCUAUUGGAGUCCUUCAGCACCGAAAAGCAGUUCCUUGUGUGGAACGAGAUCAUGACUAGGAUUAAUGCACUCAGGAACACGUGGAUGUUCGAAGAUGAGGCCGUCAAGGAUUCACUGAAAGCAUUCCAGCUGUCCUUGUGCUCAGCAAAGGCUCAUGAGCUCGGUUGGGAGUUCUCCGAGAACGAAGACCACAUUUUGAGUCAGUUCAAGGCUCUGAUGUUCGGCUCUGCAGGCCUGUCAGGCGACAAGAAGAUUGCGGCUGCUGCUCGGGAGAUGUUUGACAAGUACAAGAAGGGCGACUACGAAGCCGUUCAUCCCAAUUUGCGUGGCAGUAUAUUUGCCAUGUGUAUCAGAGAUGGUGAUGAAAGCGACUGGCAAGCCCUAUUGGACCGCUUCCACAAUGCUCCGACGGCGGAUGAACGCAACACUUGUCUUCGUGCAUUAGGUAGAACCAAGGACGAGCAGCUGAUCCAGAAGACGCUGGGCCUUGCUCUCGGCGGCCAAGUAAAGAUGCAGGAUAUCUACAUGCCAAUAGGUGGGUUGUCCUCGACCUCGAAGGGUGUCGAAGAUCGGUUUGACUGGAUGGUCAAGAAUUGGGAUGAAAUUGUCAAGAAGUUGCCGCCGUCGAUGAACAUGCUUAGCUCAGUUGUUGCUAUCUGCGUCAGUGGCUUCACGAAUGAAUCGCAGAAGGCGAAAGUGGUGGACUUCUUCAAGGACAAGGACAAGAAGGGCUAUGACCGCAGUCUGGAGCAGAGUCUCGACUCCAUUCAAGCUAAGAGCAAUUGGCUGAAUCGGGAUCGAGAGGAUGUUGAAGCCUGGCUGAAGCAAAAGGGCUACCUUGAGGGCAGCAAGCUGUAA
Molecule: messenger RNA, 2655 nt
Organism: Cyphellophora attinorum
Lineage: Eukaryota; Fungi; Ascomycota; Eurotiomycetes; Chaetothyriales; Cyphellophoraceae
Product: Aminopeptidase 2
Exons: 1
Coding region: 1-2655 (884 amino acids)
Biological process (GO): proteolysis; peptide catabolic process
Cellular component (GO): cytoplasm
Molecular function (GO): peptide binding; metalloaminopeptidase activity; zinc ion binding
Source: RefSeq, a predicted model, not a curated record